This is a messenger RNA of Cottoperca gobio, 997 nucleotides long. RefSeq lists its product as uncharacterized. The record is from RefSeq and is a predicted model, not a curated record. NCBI's taxonomy places the organism in Eukaryota, Metazoa, Chordata, Actinopteri, Perciformes, Bovichtidae. The transcript is spliced from 4 exons. The coding region runs from base 209 to 997 and encodes 262 amino acids.
CUGACUAACUAACUGUCUGUGAGAUAAGAGUUCUAGCACACCAUUGAGCACUGCUGAAAAGCAAAGGCGCUAUCGUGCCAGGCGUGAUGCUGAUGAUCAGAGGAGACAGGAGUACUUGGUUAACAAGAACAUCCAAUUUGGAGGGCCUGACAGAGGCGAUCACAUGUGACACCAAGAACCAGAAAUGCAUGUAUGGUGAAUGUGAGCAAUGCAAACUGUCUCUUUCAACACCUCCUCACCCUGGUUCACACCCACACUCCGCAAAAUGAAACAGACUGGCCGCAAACUUGAACGUCUCGCCAAAAAAAAAUCCCUUACAGUCCACCAAGAAGCCUACAAACUCCACCUCACCGCCUACAAAGAUUCCCUUACCGCUGCCAAGUCUGUUUACCUCUCGACCAUCUUCAAUGACCCCUCCCGGAACUCCAGAACCCUCUUCUCCACAGUCAAAAACCUCCUCCAGCCCCAUGCCAACAGCUUCACUACAUCUACUCCUGCUUUAUGCGACUCAUUCCUCCAGUUUUUCACAGACAAAAUCAACAACAUUAAUAGCACACUAUCCCCUGUACCCCACCCAGAAGCACCUACCCCAGCUUCCACCACUGUACCUCUUUCCCCAAUCUCCCUGGACCUCCUAAUCCCCCCUCACCUCUGCCGCCUCUCCCAGUUCAACCUGGUUACCCCUCCUGAGCUCCUCCAACUGAUCAGCUCCUCCAAACCCAUAACCUGCUCCCUUGACCCUCUUCCAACUCCACUACUGAAGUCCUGCCUCCCUGUCCUCUGCCCCUACCUCACUCACCUCUUCAACUCCUCGCUGUCCCAUGGAACCGUCCCAUCUGCCUUCAAAACAGCGGCGAUCACCCCAAUCCUCAAAAAAACCCGCACAGAAAUGGCAUUACUCAAGGUCCUCAACGACCUCCUCACCUCUGCUGAUACCGGUUCACUCAACAUCCUAAUCCUUCUUGACCUGAGUGCAGCCUUUGAUACCAGCAAUUGA